GACUAACACUAAGGAGGACUCAAAAAGCUCGUAGGGGAGCUGUUUUCUGGAGACAUGGUGGAACCUGUUGGCAACCAGUAUGUUGUGGCUCGGCCAUUGUACUCAGACCUGGCAUUUGAUGAAGAGCACCAGAAAGUGCCCAGAUACCAUAAAAACUUUGUGGACCAUCUCAGAGCAUGCUUUAGCUGCACUCCACAGAAAGCAAAGAAAGUAGCUUUCAAUUUGCUUCCUGUCAUCUCCUGGCUACCUACCUACCGCUUCAAGGACUGGAUUCUCAGCGACAUUGUUUCGGGAAUUAGCACGGGGCUCGUAGCUGUUCUACAAGGUCUAGCAUUUGCUUUGCUGGUAAAUAUUCCUCCAGGCUACGGACUCUAUGCAGCCUUUUUCCCAGUGAUUAUAUAUUUUUUCUUUGGCUCUUCCAGACAUAUAUCGGUUGGUCCUUUUCCUGUCCUGAGCUUGAUGGUAGGAGGCGCCGUUAUAAGAAUAGUCCCAGAUCCAGUGAGUAACAGCACGCUAGCAAACAGUACAUUGAUGGAUGAGAUAAAUCAGAAGAGAGUCGUGGUGGCUGCAUCGGUGACUGUGCUUGCGGGCAUCUUUCAGCUGCUGCUGGGUGUGCUGAGAGUCGGCUUCAUUGUUAUUUAUUUAUCCCAAUCGUUAAUAAGCGGAUUCACAACAGCUGCAGCCAUCCAUGUUGUCGUCUCCCAACUGAAAUUCAUCUUUCAGCUGACAGUUCCUGGAUAUAAUGUACCUUUGGGAAUCAUAUGGACGCUGAAAGGUAUAUUCGAGCAGAUUACAAAAACGAAUAUUGCAGACCUUGUCACUUCGCUGAUCAUCUUGGUCAUUGUGUUUGUCGUGAAAGAAGUGAAUGAACGUUACAAAACCAAGCUCCCAGCACCUAUCCCCAUUGAACUCAUUGUGACUGUCAUCGCAACUGGGUUAUCCUAUGGUUGUGAUUUCAAAGGGAAAUUCAAGGUAGACACUGUUGGAAAGCUUGAAAAGGGGUUUCAGGCUCCCUUUUCACCAGAUAUAAGUAUCUUUGAAAGCUGUGUGGGUGACGGUAUCGCUAUUGCGAUCGUUGGCUUUGCUGUGGCCUUUUCAGUGGCGAAGGUAUAUUCCAUAAAGCACGAUUACCCCAUCGAUGCUAACCAGGAAUUAAUCGCCUUUGGAAUAGGCAAUGUCUUUGGCGGUGUGUUCAAAGGAUUUGCUGCAAGCACUUCGCUGUCCAGGUCGGGUGUGCAGGAAAGCACAGGAGGCAAAACACAGGUUGCUGGACUCCUCUCAGCUGUCAUUGUCUUGAUUGUCAUCUUGGCCAUAGGUCAUCUUUUGGAACCACUGCAGAAGUCAGUCCUUGCAGCUUUGGCUCUGGGCAAUUUAAAGGGAAUGCUGAUGCAGUUCAAGGAGAUCAAGAUUUUGUGGGGCAAGGACAAAUACGACUGCCUUAUCUGGAUCGUGACCUUCCUUGCUGGCAUCUUACUGGGUCUGGAUCUUGGGUUGGCAGCUGGAAUAGGAUUCGAACUCCUCACUGUUAUAUUCCGUGCACAAUUUCCAAAAUGCACAGUUUUGGCUAAUGUUGGAAGAAGCGACAUCUACAGAAACAGGAAGGAUUAUAGAGAUAUAUAUGAGCCAGAGGGAGUGAAAAUUUUCAGGUGCCCAUCCCCAAUCUUCUUUGCUAAUAUUGAAUUCUUCAAGGACAAAUUAACUGCAGCGGUUGGGUUUAAGCCACUGAGGGUGCUACGGAAGCGCAACAAAGCUCUGAGGAAAAUCAGAAGGAUGCUGAAGAAAGGGGAGCUUCAAGUCACACCUAAAGGCUUGAUUUGCACUGUUAAUGGCAUAAGCGACUCCGACGAAGAGCUGGACAACAACAGCAUUGAAGAACUGGACCAGCCCACAGAUACCAGAGACUUGCCAGUUCAGAUAGACUGGAACUCAGACCUUCCUCCCAACAUCAUCGUUCCGAAAAUCGACACACACAGCGUCAUCCUUGAUUUCUCGGCAGUGUCAUUUCUUGAUGUUUCUGCUUUGAGAGUCCUUGGAGAGACUUUGAAAGAAUUUGUCCGGAUUGAUGUGGAUGUAUAUAUUGUGGGUGCACACGAUGGCGUUCUGGAUAAACUGGAAAGAUGUGGAUUUUUUGAUGAUGAAAUUAAGCCGUCCAUGUUUUUCCUCACCAUCCAUGAUGCAGUUUUAUACAUAUUGCUAAAAAAGGACAUUGAGCUCAGCGCACCAAAGUACAAACCCAAUAUGGAAAAAGAAGGCAAGGAUCAUUAUAUAAUCAAUACAAAUGGACUACGCAGUCAGGAGUUCAUGGCACCAUCAGAAACAAAAUUCUAACUGUCAUGCCCACUGACGAGCAGGAAGCCAAAUGCUGCGAGUAUAAAACGGCUGGAAAAAGCAUUAUCACUGUUGGGGGAACCAGUUCAAUCUUGGGGGAAACGGCUUUAUACCAUGGGUGUGUAUCUAUAUGCCAAUAUUAAUUCUGAUUUGACUCUUCCCACCCUUGUGCUAAUGUAACCGGAAUUGUACCGCUGAGACACAAGAGAGAAGUAGCGGCUGAUAAAGGACGCACAGGUACAAAAAGUCUGAAGGUAAAAACAGCAGCCCCUUGAUGGCUAAGGGGCGCAGAAAGUUG
This is a messenger RNA of Lacerta agilis (Sand lizard), 2626 nucleotides long. It is a transcript of the gene SLC26A3, whose product is annotated as solute carrier family 26 member 3. Lineage: Eukaryota; Metazoa; Chordata; Lepidosauria; Squamata; Lacertidae. The transcript has 20 exons. Gene Ontology annotation, cellular component: membrane. The coding region runs from base 55 to 2328 and encodes 757 amino acids. Gene Ontology annotation, molecular function: secondary active sulfate transmembrane transporter activity; bicarbonate transmembrane transporter activity; oxalate transmembrane transporter activity. The record is from RefSeq and is a predicted model, not a curated record. Gene Ontology annotation, biological process: transmembrane transport.